AUGGCAGCUGGUGGCGAGGAUCUAUGGCGCGAGUGCGCGGGUUGGCUUACUAGAUGUGGAUUAUUACGGCCUGACCAUAAGGCGAAUUGGGAUACAAGCACUAUACAUGAUUUGGCUUAUACCUUGCGUGAUGGUGUCUUGCUAUGUAACCUUCUGAAUGUCCUGCACUCUGGCUGUAUAGACAUGAAGGACGUUAACCAGCGCCCCCAGAUGGCCCAGUUCCUGUGCAUGAGAAACAUAAAAGUAUUCCUAAGGACAUGCCACGAAGUUUUUGAAUUGCGUGAGACGGAUCUAUUUGACCCAUCCAUGCUAUUUGAUCUCUCAAACUUCCACCGAGUACUCUGCACUCUUGCCAAACUCAGUCAGUGUCCAAAGGCCUUGGCUAAAAGUGUAAAACCAUUCUCGGCAAACAGAACACUAUCAGAAGAGGAUAUUUAUAAAGAUCUACAAUCUGUUGCGAACCAAUCCCUGGAUAUACCGCCCUCGUACGAGACGGUUCAGCCGCCGGCUUCGGAGGUGCCCUGGGUACAAUUCACCAUACCCAGCAGUAAUUGUGAAGAGAGGGUUGAGGAGAUAUAUGAGGAUCUUUGUUAUGUCAAGUUGAACUCGGAAGUACCUGAGCUAGCGUCGUCCUCGCACAGUUUAGAGAAACGGGAUUAUGUUAUACGCGAGUUGGUUGAUACUGAGUGCAAUUAUGUGGACGUGUUGAGCAAAAUAAUUAAGUAUUUCCUGAGACCACUUAUGCCGUACUUGAAGCCGCAAGAUAUGCAAGUGAUAUUCUUCGGUGUUAAGGAUCUACACGAAAUUCACACAGGACUUCUCCGUCAACUACGUUUGGCCACGGAAAUGUGUGUGCCAGGCAGUGGUACGCCGAGGCUAGCUGAUGUUUUUCUUGCGUGGCGGGAAAAGUUGCUGCUGUAUGGGGAUUAUUGUUCGAAUCUCACAACGGCGCAGGAUACCCUCAAAACGCUGGAUUCCAGGGACGGGACGUUUAGUAAACAACUUGCAAAAUGUCAAAAAGAGCACAGCGACGGUCGUAUACAGUUACGAGAUAUACUGUCAGUGCCGAUGCAGAGGAUACUCAAGUACCAUCUGCUUUUGGACAAACUUGUGCAGGAGACACAGCCGAAUCACGAAGAAUUCCGUGGACUAGAACGAGCGAAGGAAGCAAUGGUAGACGUUGCACAAUACAUCAACGAGGUGAAGAGAGAUAGUGAAGUGCUUGCUUUGUUGGCUAAAGUUCAGGAGAGUAUAAUAGACUGGGACGGAGCGGAGCUAGGGGCGGGUGGAGCGUUACUAGCGGCGUACGGACGCUUAUUAUUAGACGGAGAACUCAAGGUCAAGGCACACGAAGACCAGAAGCAGCGACUGCGAUAUGUCUUUGUGUUCGAUAAGCUUAUGCUCCUGUGUAAGCCAGUUAAGGAAAAUCAAUACUCAUACCGCGUAGGUAUACGAUUAGCCGAAUACCGUGUUGAGGAAGGCUGUGGAAGAAGAACAUUACGGACUGAUUCGAGAUGGGCCUCCCAGUUCUAUCUUGUACGUCGGACAAAGGAAACGACGUUUACAUUAUACGCUAGAACGGAUGAAUGUCGACGGAAAUGGCUAAAGACGAUACAGGAUGCCAUUGACAACUUAGAACCUCCGGGGUGUCGAAAUACAAAUCACAAGUUUGUCCUUCACACAUUUGAAAAACCAGCCACUUGUCACCAUUGCUCCAAGUUUCUCAAGGGCCGAAUAUUUCAGGGCUACCAGUGUUCCGUAUGCAGCGCAUGCGCACACAAGGACUGUAUCGCGUUAUCUGGGCGAUGCGGCGGAGGCCUGUCGGUGGCGCCACCUCUGCCGCCGCACAGCCAACAGCCAGAUCACGCCUUGCAUUAUUACAUGUGGUACGUGGGCGAAAUGGGUAGAGAGACAGCCACUGACCGCCUGGAGCGCCGCGUGGACGGGACCUUUCUGCUUCGAGUCAGGCCUAGGGCACCGCCACACCCUUCCAACGACACGCAUUAUGCCCUUUCACUCAAGGCUGACAACACAGUGAAACACAUGCGCGUCUGUCGGAAGCCAAUAGACCAGGUACCACACUACUUCCUCUCCGAAUCCAGAUUCUUCCGGAGCGUUGUUGAACUCGUCACUUAUUAUGAAAGGGUCAGUCUCGCUGAGAACUUCGUAGGAUUAGAUUCUAGUCUGAAAUGGCCCUUCCGUCGGGUUGUCGCCACAGUUAUCCACGACUUCCGUCCCUUGGAGUCGAGUCAACUGUCACUGCGGCCCGGGGCCAAGGUUCUGGUUCUGAGUAAAGAGGGAGACAGCCGCGGAUGGUGGAAAGGACGGAUACUAGACAAGGGUGACAACCGUUCAGGCUACUUCCCAAAAGACUGCGUGCUAGAGGAGCCCGAGUGUAUAGGCGCACUUGACUGA
Pieris macdunnoughi is the source of this 2415-nucleotide messenger RNA. The record is from the annotation of a GenBank genome assembly. NCBI's taxonomy places the organism in Eukaryota, Metazoa, Arthropoda, Insecta, Lepidoptera, Pieridae.